Molecule: messenger RNA, 2463 nt
Organism: Symbiodinium sp. CCMP2592
Lineage: Eukaryota; Dinophyceae; Suessiales; Symbiodiniaceae
Source: the annotation of a GenBank genome assembly
AUGAAAGGACUAUCACCAAAAAGUGGAUGCAAGAAUGACAGCAGCAGUUGCCUUUUGCUGGCUUCCGUCCCGCCGGUCACACCCCAGGCAGCCACCGUCAACGGCCUGCUGGCGAAUCUCGCUGCAAGCCCGGAAAGACGUAUCGGGACCUGGCAGUGGCCGCGCCUGGGGCGCGCGAUCCGAAAAGACUUCGGGAUGGCGCAACCGUCACAGGCCAAUGGCUGCAGCGAGAAGGUGGAAGUGCCUCCGCCUGCCAGCCUUCCGAGCAAGGCGAAGCCAGGCGUGCCACCACUGGCAUUGGGCGCCUCUUUGGCAGGUGGACCCCAAAGCUCUCUCGGCGGGGCAGUGCAAAGUACCACCCCGGCAUCGACAGCCACGUCGACAUCAGCACCCACUGCGUCGAUGGCCGCGACGAUGGCUCCGAUCACGCAGCCGGUGCCAAGCCAGCCAGGCCGCCCGGUGGUGCCCCCACUGGCACUGGGAGCGCUGCAGCCCGUGGCGGCCAGGCCGAGCAGUGGACGGCCGUCCCCAACUGCCACCACCGCGACGACAGUGAGCAGCUCUGACUCCUCCGAGGGAAUGGAGGUGGAUGAUGCCAGCAGCAGCAGCCGCAAGCGCCAACGAGGGGGCGCGGAUGACGAUUCAUCGCCCCAGCGCACGUCGCAGAGCGCUCGCGGCAAUCCGCCAGGGCCAGGGGCCAUCACUUUCCCGACGGUCGCAGCUGUGCCUGUGCGUUCCGCACGCACCGAGGGUGUUCCGUCCUUGUCACUCCCGGGGCGCUCAGGCGCUCCGCCGGCGUCCCAAGAGGCUUCCGGAGCUCCACGGGUCCCGGCCCUGGGGCUGGCAAAGGCGGGAGAUCACCCUCCGCCGAUCCAGCUUGGACAGGCUGCGGAUCGUCCGUCAAAUGCCGUCCGCCAGGCUCCCAGAGGCCCGAUUCUCAACCUCGAGGACAUCCACACUCCCGAGGAAGAGCUCAUCAAUACAUACGACCCGGACAACGAGGAGAACAACUACCACCUGCCUGACCACCUUCAGCGACGACUUCAGCUGAAGCAUUUCCGCCAGGUCUGCUCCGAAGUGAUACCAAAUUCGCUGUACAUCUCCAGCUAUCAGGUGGCAUGUGACGAGGAAGCACUUCACAUGUGCGGCAUAACUCACAUUGUCAACACGGCGGCCGACAUAUGUGACAGCUGCUUCCCCGGCAAGUUUCAAUAUAUCACCUAUUACCUCAAGGAUGCGAACAGUGAAGACAUCUCGAGUCUGUUGUACAGAACGCUGGAGUGGAUGUACGAGGCCAUUGGCAAAGGUGGACGUGUGUUGGUUCACUGCCGAGAGGGUGUCAGCAGGUCAGCGACCUUCGUCAUUGCCUACCUCAUGUGGUGGUUCAACCUUUCCUUCGAAGCGGCUCAUGAGCGGAUCAGACAAGUGCGACCCAUCUGCAACCCGAACACAGGCUUCACCUGUCAGUUGUUGCAGCUGGCGAAGCGGCUGUCCACCAGCCCCGGAGGGGCUGCGCCCAUCAUGUCCGACAGGGCCUCCCUCUUCCGCAUCGCGCCAUACCAUCCCAAGGAGCCCUUUCUGCUCCUCGUGCCAGCGGAGCGCCAGCCGGGACCAACAAAGUUUGAUCCUCGCUUCGGUUGGGUGGCGCACGCUGGUCUUCAGUUCAUUCUCUGGAUGGGCGCCGAGGUCCACGAUCCCCAGCUCGUCAGGCAAACCGUGGAGGCCCACAAGCGCCGCGUGGAAUUCUUUGAGAAGUGCCAGUGCAGUCUUCUUGUCAUGCAACAGGGCGAGGACGCCCAGCAGCUGUGGCAGCUACUCGGCGAGACUCCGCCGAGCCGGUCAGAAGUCGCGACACAUCGGCCCGAGUUCGAUGCGGACCAUGAGAUCAUGGUGAGCACGCAUGGAAGGGGUGGAGCUGCAGGAGCUGGCUUUCCAUCCGCCGCUGCAGCCCCCGACAGCACUGUCCAGCGAGAGGACGUUCGGUCUGCCAAUCCUGCCUGGGAAGCGUCCGGUGCCGGACGUCCUCCACCGAUUCUGGCCGUCGGUAGAGAACUGUCCCAUCCGCAGCUCUACUACCUGCCAUUCGUGGGCCCCGCGCUGUACUUCGUGCACUCCUGUUGGAUGGCCUCCAUCUACUGCUUCGAGUACAGGUGGGUCCAUCAGCGGUGGACGGCAAACGCGCGUGUGGACUACUUCGAGCGCCACUGGCUCUACUUCUUUGGCUUCGGUUUCCCGGUCUCCUUCCUCUCCGUCCUUUGUCCACGUUUCAUCGAUGCAGGGGUGUUUGCCCUCUUUUUCCCGCUCUUCGUGCUGACGGCUACAAAAGCAGAGCCCAAAGCGCUGCAGCAGUGCCCAACCUCGUUGCAGAGACUGCCGCUCUUCAUCGUCGUGCAGGGCGUCUCCUGCUUCUUGGUCCGCCUCUUCGAGGGUAAAACUCGAGCAGAGGCUUCAAAAGUCAAGUGA